Messenger RNA from Trichoderma breve, 1977 nucleotides. Its product is annotated as fungal specific transcription factor domain-containing protein. The transcript is spliced from 5 exons. Gene Ontology annotation, biological process: DNA-templated transcription; regulation of DNA-templated transcription. Gene Ontology annotation, molecular function: zinc ion binding; DNA-binding transcription factor activity, RNA polymerase II-specific; DNA binding. The record is from RefSeq and is a predicted model, not a curated record. Bases 1 to 1977 code for a protein of 658 amino acids. Gene Ontology annotation, cellular component: nucleus. Lineage: Eukaryota; Fungi; Ascomycota; Sordariomycetes; Hypocreales; Hypocreaceae.
AUGAUUGGAAGUGCGAGACAAAGCCCUGACAUGUCGGGUGAUCGGGAUUUUGAGUCGGGCGAGCCGCCAAGUAAGCGGCCGAGGGUGCUUUCCAAAGCCUGCGAAAUCUGCAAGAUGAAAAAAUCACGAUGUGAUAGCGGCCGUCCACAAUGCGACACAUGUCGCCGGAAAGGCCUCAACUGCGUGUAUCGAGAAAAGGGGCAGCCAGGGUUGCGUCCCGGGUACGGCAAAGCGAUUGAACAACGCCUCACUCUGUUGGAAAAUAACAUGGACAAGAUCAACCAGUCUAUCCAGGACGUUUUGAAUUAUGUGCGGACCGAGUCUGUUAAUAAAUCUUCUGCACCAAUGACCGAUGAGAACCUUGGAGCUUCCUCACUUGAAACCAUCGACAAGGCCAGCCAUUCCGCUGGGGACGUCUUAAGUCCCCUCCACAGGGAUAUGAUAGCGACCACUCCCCUUCCGCCAGCGAAUAACAUCAUUUCGGCCGAUAGGACUGUUGGUGAGGCCCAGAUAUGGUCAGUUACGCAGCAGCUGCCAGAAGAGGUUAUGGACGAGCUUGUGGAGUUAUUUUUUGACCUCGUUUACCCAUGGGCCCCAUUGUUCUUCAAACCCAGCUUUACAUCCAAUAUGUACUCAUCGGAGCGGCGAAUUCUCCUACACGGUAUCGUCAUAGUUGCUUUUCGCUUCUGGAGAAAACCGGAUCCGCCAUUGGAGGCUCGAGAGGCAUAUGUCAAGGCGUCUCGUGACUUCAUUCUGUUGAAGACUAUCGAUACAUGCACCCUGAUCUCAACUCAAGCUUUAACUCUUCUCGCCAUUGAUACAAUUGGUCAGGGACAGGGACCGCGUACUUGGAACGUAAUGUCCAUGCUCGUCACAGCCGCUAAACAUCUGGGCUUGUCAAAGAACCCUUCUUCCUCAACCAUCGAAACAAAUACACCACUCGUCCGAAACGAAGAUCCGGAUGAUGGGCUAGAUUCCUCAAUUAUUGAGAUGGAGGAGAGACGACGAUUAUUCUGGGUUAUAUAUAGCAUUGAUCGCCUCUCCAGCGUAUCUCACGGUCAGCCUGGUGGCACAGACACGAGAAAUAUCCGGUUACCAUAUCCAGUAAAUGACGAGGACUGGGGACAGUCGGUACCACCUGAAUGGUUCCAGGCAACAGGGGCAAUUAAGCAAUCCCAGGGGUAUAACACCUUCAACCUUUGGCGCCACUACAUCGAUCUCUUAGCCUUGUUAGACAGGUCUAAUCAACUCUUGAUACAACCCGUCAACUACUCUCUGCCAGCUCAUUGUCAGGAGUGGCAGAGUAGCUUUCGGCGGUUGGACAUUAAUCUGGCCACCUGGUUCGAAAAUCUCCCAAGAGAAGUCCGAGAGCCACCUCCUAGCUUCAAUCCCAUGUGGACUCUAGUUCAUGCUACGUUUCAUCUGAUCAAUAUUCGCAUGUAUACGGUUGCAGCAUUUCCAUCGACAUCCUCUCCCUAUUUGAGGCCAUCACCGUCGGCCCGCGCUCGCUGCCGCCAGGCCGUCAGAGAUAUCGCAUCACUAGCAUCUUCUGUUCCGCCUCAGAAAUUGGAACAAUUAGGUCCUUUGUUUGCUUUCGUGGUUUGGGUCGCUGCUAGGAGCCUAAUUAUACUGUGGACAACGGGACACGAGAACACGUACGGGUCUAUGCCCACCGAUUUAGAACCAUUGCUCAGUAGUUUGCGACAAUUAUCGAUUCCAUGGCCGUGUUCUCAGCGGUAUAUCAAUCUUAUCCAGCUGAUUUUGGAUACCAAGAAUAAUCCGGGUGGACCAACGGGCUUGGAAAUCUUCAACGACACGAGGCGGACAGCUUAUGGGCUCCAGAACCGUCUCAGUACUUUAGCCGACCCCCAAGUUCCAGAAUUUGACUUCUUGGAUAUGCCUAUCUUAGACAUGAGUGAAAUGUCUGCGCCUUGGAGCAGUACAUUCGUUGCAGAUGUUGAUGGAGAAUGGCUGUGA